CCUGUAGUGGAGCUAGCGUGGCGCUGGGUGGUGAGGCGAAUGAAAGCCUUUUGCAAGCCCUUCCGAUGCUUGUCCUUCCUCGGAGGGCGCAAGCCACCAGAGCAGUAUUCCGCAGCAGAAGGGCAACAUCUAGCAAAAGCGGAGGAAGAUGAGGAUGAGGAUGAUUUCUUUGGAGACUCAUGGGGUGAGGGUGGUGCAAGUGGCUCCAGCGCGUCUCAGACAAAGGAGGCUGAGGCUCAGCGCGGUGGAGUGGAUCGAAACCCCACUCGUGAAACAACGACGAAGAGGCCUGUGGCUCCAAGCAGCUCAGCCUCGCAAGCUUCUCAAGCUUCACCUGCCCCCAAAGGGUCAAAGAAGCAGGAGGCAGAUUUCUUCAACGAGUUAGGAAUGGAACCAGAAUAUCGAGCACCAAGGAUUUUGGAAAAGGAUGCCAAUAAGGGUGCAUCAGUGAGUUCAUUGCUGGAUGAAGGUGCUGAGGUGUCCACUGCUGGUUGGGGAAAUGAUGACUUGGAUCUUUGAUCUCACAACAACAGCCUGCUGCUGUCCAUGGAACUGCAUGCACCGCUUCAAGAUGCUUCGCAUGUGUAAAUAUAUGC
This is a messenger RNA of Cladocopium goreaui, 596 nucleotides long. The record is from the annotation of a GenBank genome assembly. Lineage: Eukaryota; Dinophyceae; Suessiales; Symbiodiniaceae.